Molecule: messenger RNA, 4321 nt
Organism: Spirometra erinaceieuropaei
Lineage: Eukaryota; Metazoa; Platyhelminthes; Cestoda; Diphyllobothriidea; Diphyllobothriidae
Source: the annotation of a GenBank genome assembly
AUGGCCUUCCCGAAAGUACCUCUCCAGGAUCGAAAAUCAGGCGAUGAGUGUAUGAGGACCGAACAUCGAAGGUAAACGACUUGACGAAGCGCUCGGUCGGGAUUUGAGCUGGCAAUCCCCUACCCAACCCGCCUGCACACCAUAUCCAUGUAGACAUCAUCGUCAUACCCAUGAGACAGGCAAUGGAGUAGGUGGCCGAACCAACGAAGUCAGAUCUCUCGCAUAGCCACAUACACAUUGUUGCGGUUUUGUUCAUGCCAGUGCAGAUCGCCUGCAAUCCAGGCGAAAUCUUCGACCUACCCCGAAUAACAGAGACAGCAGUGAGUUAAAACCUCCAGCGUUCGCUUGCCUCCGGUCUCGUUUGCUUGUGUGGAAUCAAUAAAUAGACCAUAUACAUGUGAUGAUCCACAGAUCCUCCCUGCCAUUGUCUUCCCAUGAACAAUACUAGAUGGUGCAGGCGUGAAGGGAAUCAAUAAGGGAAAGGAAUUAGAUCGAAAUCUGAUUCGUUAGUAUCCUUCUGCAGUUCGGCGAUCUAUAGACCUCAAGCGAAAUUACACAUUCACAGAUGCUGACUGAUACUUUACUGGUUAUCAGUCGAGCAUGUCAGAUAAAUUAAGAUUAGUUGCAGGAAUGACGAGAGGAGAAGUGAAUAAAAGGGAAAUGGAUCAAGGAGGAUUAUCGAUAAUGCUUAGAAUAUUAUCUCUGCAUCUUCGAGGAGGCGGCCAAAUCAGUCUGCGAAAUGCCUGCAUUUGAGGACAAAGAUACUAUGUUGGAAAACCUGGAUGACUGCUCCAAACGUGAACGAAUGGCCGAACACGCGACAGUGGUGCAGAGAAAGGACACCAGACAUCAAGUUACGGUUCAUUCAAUGAGAUCUGACCCCACAUUUAAAUUGUACUUGGCAUCAGACGUGUUCAACGGACGGGUCUGCUUCGACCCUACAACCUGCAGAUAUUAGGGUCUAGCCAGCGUAGACGGUAAAUCCCAAGAUGACGAUUAAUCAGCAGCAUUGUUAGCUGUUAGCAUGAUACUACUAUUGAAGAGGUCAUCGGGUUUUGCCUUUAUGAAACUUCUCUUUUCUAAAAGUAGUGCCUAACAUCUGUCCAAAUUGGAUGGCAUGGUUUCUGUUGAUAAGAAAAUGGAAUUUAGUAGGAAUUACAUUUUGAAAUGCACCGUUGUUAGUUAUAAUUACGCAGCACCUAGCUUUGUUGAGAUAAGCUCUCCUAGUAAAUCCUACUGGGAAUACAUCCAAGCCGUGCAUGAUUAAGUUCAAUUCGAUCCAACAAGACUUUGUUAAUCAAGACUGUAACGUCGGAAUAUCCAUUCCUCGCUGAUGACGGUAUGUAUGCUCGAAACGACCAGUCACCACGCAACCGCCUGUCCGAUCUACAGACCUUAAGCAACAAGUCAAGGCGGCCUGCUAUGAAGAUACAUCCGUGCACAUUACUCCAAUGUGACCAUCCCUAACCUAGACAUGUCUUAUCCUCUCACCAAAGGCUUAUCCAAUUUAAUAUACUCAUCCAUAUCUCCUAUAUCCAUACCUGAGAUAUUGCUUAUUCAAAUUCACUGAAAUUGUUUGACUCAACAACUCUUUCUAACACUUGCAAACUUCUUCAGCAUGUUGCCGAUACACUGUUAGCCAGACCAGGUGAGAAUUAUGUUAUAACAAAGGACAAAUCAUUUGUUAGAUUAUCAUCAAACCUGUGGAGUGUUUGAUCAUUGCCUUUUAUAAUAAGAAGGUAAUGUCCAAAUGAAGUUGAACUCACCUAGUGUCCGAUGCUGUACAGGUCUGCGUAAAUGUCUACGGUAAAAUGGUCGGCGUAGACGAUGCAAGAAGCGACGAAGCGCGUUCAUAGCUUGCGAAUAAUGGGUCGGGCUUGGCCAGGCUGGAGAGAAUUAUUGAUCGAAUUUUGAAUUCAUCGAUUUCCGCGAAGGCGUGCGGCCCAUCGCAUGCAGGGUCUUUCCUAGGUUAAUGAUUGAGUCUUGUCGUAGGCAGUUAUGUCAUGAGUAAAAGUGCUAGAAGCCCAGUACGACUGUGCACGCAUGUAAAUCCCACAAGGUCACUCGCGAAAUGUUCGUCAACAGGAAUAUUUUCCCCUUCCCGAUAUCAGAUUCAAUGACGCUAAUUUGUAUGAUAAGUUUCCUAUGGAAGUUUGAGGCAAGAGCGUUUCUUAUGCGGCCAGAAAAGCAAAAAAUAUUUGAGCCAUCGUUUCUCUAGUUAAUGCUUUGUCUUAAGUAGGUGGGUAAUAUGAAUAGCCAAUUGGAAAUUGUGUAUAUGUUGAAAACAUACUCAUAGCAACUUGCUAAGAAUUAGGCGACAUUUAUGAGCAGAUUACCAUUCGAAUGAAUCACGAUCUAAAUGACUGGUCGGUUUGGUGACGCAUAAGUGAUUUGACAGAUUGUUGUCUGAAAAGUCAUCUGGUUCAGAUGAGUGGCUGGAUUAAUCCGGAUGCCCGAGUGGGCGAAAUUCCGGCAUGGAGAGGACAAGACCCAAUGAGAGCGUUCUAGAAAUAUCACAGGAAGUCUAGGAAGCACGCAGCUGUUUCAUAUAACUGCUGACUUAAUUAACCACUGCAGGUAGGGUACUGCUUAAUGUGAUUAGUCGGAGACUACAUAAAGGCGGAAAUAGCUAUUCCAGUAUCUGUGGCCGUGGUCGAGAUUCCUCCUUAACAAUGGACUAUCUGACACACAAUAGGCGCGCCAACGAGGAUUGCGGAUUGUUGUUGCUUGCCAGAAUACCCAACGAUGACGUAGGUCCAGACAAAUGCGUUCUGUUAUGUGUCGCUGAUAGUCCGAUUCCCGCAGUGUCGCCCAAACAAUGACGUCUGGAUAUUGAAACUCACUACUAAAUAGGUUUUCCUUGUUGGACCCCAAUCAAGUUCCACCAUCAGACUACUGAGGUAGAAGUGCGAUCAGUAUCUAACCUAAAUUUCUUUUCGAAGAUUUUAACACACGGUUUGGGUUCGCUGUGCUAACAGCAGUUUCGUCGUCAUAAAUUGGCAGUAGAUCGAAUACUCCCUAUCAGAUGUCGAUAGGUGUAUUUGGUGCUCAUGUAAGACCGCUUCUAGUAUUAUGUGACUAGAAAGCUAUGAUUAUUAAUGUUAUUAUAUUACUGCCUGUAUUUCAAUAACGUUUUUUGUUUAAUGUUGCCCAGGUCCGCUUAAUGUGUGUUGGCAUUCAAUUCGACGCCCUCAGAAACAGAGACAGACAGAGACUACUUAGUAACGUUAUUGUCUUUAAAACUGGGAACAGUUUGUUUAUCUGCCAAGUUUCGAAACCUUUUCCAAUCUGAAAAAGCUGCUGUAGCUGUUUGAUGUUUCCACUUUCAACUUUUUUUAUAUAAUUCGCUUCCUUGUAACAAAUAGGCAGUUCAUAUGUUCAACACCUAUGUUUCCCUCAAAUAAACUGAAGUUGAAUCACUAAUAAUGCAAACCUUCAUACAAGUAUGCACGGAAUAAACGCCAGUGAUUGAGUCGUCAUCAUCAUCAUCAUCAUGAUACUUCGACUGCCGUGUCCAAAGAUAUCCGUGGUUUACAAUGUUAUAGUCAUUAUAAAAACUAAGUCGUGAAACAUGCACUGACAUCCAAUGGCUGGGGCUAUUAAUCUGACCAAAUGCGGAUAUGUGGGAUUAUAGAUCAUUAAGAUAUUUGAGGAGGAUUUUUCCUUCUCGUACUGGUAAGCGCAGCGAUUGUGCCUCAGUAGUAACAAUGAUGAAAAACUUGCAAUUUCCGUGUAUUUAAGUAUUAUUUAUCAUGCACUGUUGCCGGUUACUGGUGGUGGUGGGAUAUAAUGAUGUCAAGUACUGGGCCCACGUGACGGUCGUAGUAGGUCGCGUACUCUACCUUCCUUCCUUCCUUCCUUCCUUCUUCUUCUUCUUCUCCUCCCGCUGCCACACCCCACAGACUGCUAGGGCGAUUCCGCUCAAUUUGGACGACUGAAAUGCUCGUUUGCUUUGUGAAAGGUGCUACUGGCUCGGACUGUGUCCUCGUCUGGAGGCUAGAACAGCCAGACAUGAUGGUGAUUAGGGUGACCGCGGGUGCAGACGGGUGGACCGACCAUCGUCUAGCCAGUAUGAGGAUUUUUCUACAGCCUAGCAGGAAACCUCAAGGUAAGCUGAAUACUGCUUUGUUGUCUUUGCCUGCUCAGCAUCUCCACUUCAGCCGCCGCCACCGCCGCCACCGCCGCUGCCGAAGAGAACGUAUCCGUAGAGAACCGCCAGUUUCAAGUGCGGGACACAGUCCAGUCGACGGCCCUGGCUGUCUACGUUCGCGCUCGUCGGCAACAUCAGGACUGGUUCGAUGAAAAUGACGCUUCCUUUUAG